Messenger RNA from Exophiala bonariae, 1134 nucleotides. RefSeq lists its product as uncharacterized. NCBI's taxonomy places the organism in Eukaryota, Fungi, Ascomycota, Eurotiomycetes, Chaetothyriales, Herpotrichiellaceae. The record is from RefSeq and is a predicted model, not a curated record. Bases 1 to 1134 code for a protein of 377 amino acids. Gene Ontology annotation, molecular function: oxidoreductase activity. The transcript has a single exon.
AUGCUUCAAUCGCUACCGACGUUUGUUGCUGCUGUCGCCCUCCUUUCAUCCUCCAUAGUGUCCGCAGCACCAUGGAGAAACCUUCGUACUUCGAAUGCGAACCCAUGGGCAGACUGGGAAUAUGAGGCCUGUACUGCGAGCAAGACUCGCAUCCGUGUCGACUAUAACAGUAUGGCGCCAUGGGAACGCAAAUUGUAUACCGAUGCCGUCAAAUGUCUAAUGGCCCAACCUUCGCAGCUUGAUCCCUCGCAAUAUCCCGCUGCUACCAGUCGUUACAUGGACUAUGCUGUCAUCCAUGUUGGCAGAACGCAACAAGUACACCUUAGUGGAUUCUUCUCUACGUGGCAUCGCUACUUCCUUUGGCUCUACGAGACCGACCUUCGUCAUACUUGUGGCUACAGUGGUAGAUUCCCAUAUUGGGAUUUCGCUGCGACAGCUUCCAAUCCACACAAUUUCCCGAUCUUUGAUGGCUCUGAGUAUUCUAUGUCUGGAGAUGGUCUAUUUGUCGACACUGGACCAAUUCAACUUGGAGCUGAACUGGUCAUUCCACAUGGUUCCGGUGGUGGUUGCGUUACCAGUGGCCCAUUUGCCAAUAUGAUUGCUCCUCUCAAAUUCAUCGACCCCAAACAACUCCAAACGGGUGUUUUACCCGCUGACGCAUAUGCAUACAAUCCAGUUUGCCUCAUGCGCGACUUGAACGCCUAUGUCUCGCAGACCUACACUAAUAGCGCUCAACUAGUUGCUGCAGCGCAUGCAGACAAUGCCUCACACUUCGAGUACCUCCUGAACGGGGUUAUCGGCAGUAGCAGUCUGGGAAUUCAUUCAGGUGCACACUUCAGCAUUGGUGGCCAGAUGAAUAGCAUCCACGUCUCGGCCCAAGACCCCAUCUGGUAUCCGCUGCAUACUAUGAUUGAUAAGGUCUACACCAGCUGGCAACUCAAUUAUCCUGAUCGCGCCCAGCAAAUGAACGGUGAGACGGGUACAGCAUUGAACACUCCUCCAAGUGCUGUUGUCACUCUCGAGUCUGUGCUUCCGGAUUGGGGAUACUUCCAGCUUAAUCCGAUCCAGUUGAAAGAGCUGAUAAGCACAACGGGAGGUCCGUUCUGCUACCAGUAUGACAAUGUGAUUGCAUGA